This is a messenger RNA of Talaromyces rugulosus, 1893 nucleotides long. RefSeq lists its product as uncharacterized. The record is from RefSeq and is a predicted model, not a curated record. The transcript has a single exon. Lineage: Eukaryota; Fungi; Ascomycota; Eurotiomycetes; Eurotiales; Trichocomaceae. Gene Ontology annotation, molecular function: protein binding; transcription cis-regulatory region binding. Gene Ontology annotation, cellular component: Set1C/COMPASS complex. Bases 1 to 1893 code for a protein of 630 amino acids.
AUGUCCUCUCUCCCACCCGGCUCAGCGCCGGCGUCUAGCAUCAACUCACCCGUACACACGCCGACCAUCGCAUCAAACCCCAUGACGGACGCCCAAGCAAAAGCGUCGCCCGCGCCCAGCGUGCCGACCGCCGCCGAACGGUCCAAACGAAACAAAAAGGACAGUCGCAAAAAGCGCGAGGCCAAGGGGCUGGAUCCAGACGGCAGCGCUGCACCGCCCAAGAAGAAGGCUGUGGUAGCAGCUGCCUCGGGUCGUCCCUCUGCUCUUCUGUCCAUGCUCAGACCGCAGCUGCUAGCAGAACCCCGGAUUUCAGACAUGUAUCCUCCGCAGUCGAAACAGUUGAAUUUCUUGUAUCGAAAAGUGUCCAGCGUCUUAAACCAAGCGUGGGAUUUCCAUGAAGUCGCGGAAAAGCUCACCAACAAGAACGGCUUUCGAUAUAGCUAUGCCAUUUCUGACCCGAACUUCACCAAUAUCAAAUACCGACAAACAGACGUCGCCCCAUACCAUACUCGUUUUAGUUUUGAAGACUCCCCAGCCGCAAUCGCAUUCACAAAGGACGGGCUGGCGGUUGCAACAAGCGAUGCCUGGCACUCGGCCCGAGCAAAUGUCUGCGCACGCGAAGGCGCAUACUACUAUGAGGCACGCGUCAUUUCUGGUAUUGUCAAGGACUCUCAAUCAAAUACUGCCACCCCAUCAAGAGGCCAUGUCCGCCUUGGUUUCGCGCGGCGCGAAGCAGAGCUCGAUGUCAACGUGGGCGUGGAUUGCUACGGAUACGGCAUACGAGACGUAAACGGCGAAGUCAUUAAUCGGAUGCGCUGCGAGCAUUUUUUUGAAAAGGGCGAAAGCAUCAACGAGGGGGACGUCAUUGGCCUACUCAUUACCUUGCCGCCGCUGUCAUUGCACAAGCAAGUGGUUGAAGGGACUUACGAUCCCGAGAAACAACAUUCUUCUUCCUCACCUCCAGUGCUCAACUUUAUCCGAGACCGAAUUCCCUUCCAUCUAAAAUCCGAUUUCUGCUGGCAGCAGUCUAAUAUCUACCCUUCCAAGCAACUGCGUGAUUACGCAUUCAACCUGAAAGAAACCCCUACAUUUGGCCCGCCUUCGCCUUCAAACGACGAGGACGCAUCUCUGCGCACACUACCGGGCUCGAGCAUCACAAUCUAUAAAAAUGGCGUUAAAAUGGGCACGCCGUUCAAAGACCUCUUUGCAUUUUUGCCGCCUGCUAGCCGCCUCACAAACGGCACUAAUAAUCUGGGCAUCGGCGAGCGAGAAAACGCGGACGACGGUAUGAUCGGCUAUUUCCCGACUGUCAGCUGCUACGGUGGUGGCGCUGUUGAAUGCAGAUUCGAGGCUCCCUGGUGGUUUGGUCCGCCGGUGUCGGUGUCGUCUUCGAUCGUGAAGAGCGAGGAAGAUGAAAGCGCUAAUUGCAACGACAACCCCAUCCCUGUUAAACCCUUUGGCGAGAGAUUCAAUGAUCAGAUUGUCGAGGACAUCGUCGCGGAUAUUGUCGAUGAUGUAGAAGCAAUGAUCCUCUGGGGCGGCGACAACAACAACAACAAUAACAACACUGCUGCAGCAAACCGAAACACCAGUACAAAACCCUUGCCUCCUGCGCAACAACAGCAACCCCCGGCUAUAUCCGUGAUUGACACCGAAUUCAGCACUUCUUCCUCUCCUAUCGUUGCUACUGCGAACGGUGGCGGUGCGGAUAUCGUUCAGCAGGGAAUUUCUGCGGUUUAUGAAGCUGCUGCUUCUAAUGAUAUAUCGACUAAUCCAACAACGGUGAUAGCAGGUAACAAUGGGAAUAAUAACAUGGAUGUCAGUCAAAAUGAAGUUAAUCAGCCGUCAACGGCGGAUGAUAAUACGAAUGAAGAUGUGGAAAUGACAACAUAG